AUUUUGUGUUCAUUUGCACAGAAGAGUGCACAUUAUUCUUUUAAAUGUAUUUUAUCAUUUUUGAGCUAUUUGACAAGGAUUUUAAAUAUUUCGCCAUUAUCGACAGUGCUUUGGGUAUAUCUGUGUUGUCAAAUAUCGAUGGAUAAAUUGUGUUGGUUUAAGUGUAUUCAGAUUUGAAAUGUGUUUAAAGAACCAAACAUCAUCAAUAAGCUGAUGAGAUUAACAAAUGGAUUAAUUUUUGGACUCGGCGUGAUACACUUUAACUUGAACAAUUGCAGGAAUUAGAGUAAACCCCUGUCAACCAUGUUAAAUUAAAACAAUCAUUGCACAAUAAUUAUUGCCAUCAUAAGAGGAAAAACACUUUACAUAUUUUCAGAAAAGUGUGUUCUUUUAAAUUUGCAAGACUGUGUGUAUCUUAUUGGGAAUUGAAAGAGAAAAAGUUUACCACAAGUUAGUUAUGCAAAAUCCGUGAUAACUGAUUGGAUUAACCUUCUGGUGUGCAUGGAUUAAGGGGAUUAACCACAAUACUAUGGAUUCUUCACAGCAGAGAUAGGCAACAAAUGGUGACGGUGUAUCUCUGACAGGUUGAAAGGCAUUGGUCAUCAGUUUCUUUAUUGAGGUGUGGGAGAUUUGAUCUCCAAUGUUAAGCACAGUCCAAAUGACUGAUACAAUGUCUAGACGCCCUUACCCCAAUAUAAAUGUAUCAGCCUCCCAAACCCACAAAGAUGUAACAGAUGACCGAUAUCGAGACCUACGCCGGCCAAGGAAGGUCAGAUUUUACGUCAAUGGUGACAGAUACUUCAAAGGAAAAAAACUGUACAUUACUCCUCAUAGGUAUUUCAACUUUAACGAUCUGCUGAAUGACUUGACAGGGAAGUUGCCAUCAAAUUUGAACCUACCCUAUGGAGUGCGUCAAAUUUUCACACCCGUGUCUGGGAGACGAGUAACAGAAAUUGAAGACUUGUCUGACGGAGAAAAUUACGUCUGCGCUGGAUUUGAAGGAUUUAAAAUCAUCAAGUACGGAAAGGCUGAAUUGGAACCCUGGUCUGUGGAACAAACCAGAAGAAUUCAGAAUGAGGUUCUAAGAGAUCGUACGUCCACAAAAUAUGCUCGUCCACACAACCAUGAAUUUGGAGAAACAGAAGCAAACUAUGGACAUCAUCAAGGGGGCUAUGGAAGAAAUAGGGGAAUGUUUGGAAGCAAUGCUUUUCAUCCGGGACGAUUCUUCCAUGGAACUCAACCACAUCGACGCUGGGCAGGGACAUUUGGCCAUGCCAACAGAAAUACAUAUCUACCAAAUGCUGAUAACAUUCCACUCAAGCCAAAAGUUGUCACAAUAGUCAGAAAUGGACACAAACCACGAAACAAUGUGAAGAUUCUCCUCAACAGGAGAAGUGUUCAGUCCUUUGAGCAACUUAUGGCCGAUAUUUCGGAGGCCUUCGGACCAAAGUAUAAAAAUAACAAGGUGAAGAAACUGUAUUCAAUUCGUGGGAAGGAGGUUCAGGGGAUUUCAGACUUCUUCCGUGAUGAUGAUGUGUUUAUUGGUGUGGGAACAGAAAGUUUAUCUGACUCUGACAUUGUUGACAUUGUGGAAGAGGUGUAUCCAGACAGCUCAGUGGCAAAAAGUAUUCUUCGAGAAAUCGAGAGAAAUAAGCGGAAGAGACAGAACCUUCCAAAGCAAACACAAGCUGAUCAUGAUGCAGACAAGCGGGACAGCGGCUUUGGGGAAGGGAGUGAUGGCAGCAACAAAGACCAAGAGGGGGAUUAUGUUAUGUACAAAGGCAGGCCUCAAGAAAAGGGAAAACGAAGACAUGACUAUCCCAAGGAGUAUGAGCUAUCUGGAAAAUUGGAGCAGGAGAAAGAUAAAGCAGUUCAGGAGGAACGAGAGAGGACAAAGAAACGACAGCAGAAGAUGAUGGAGACUGAACGGAGGGCAUUAGAUGAGGAAAGACGGAAGAGGGGGCUAGUAGCCAACAAACCAGAAGACCCAUUCAAGAGGAUAAAGGAUCAAAAAGAGAAGGAGAAGGAAGAGGCACGAAAGAAGAAAGAGGAAGAGAGACUAAAAAAAUUGGAGGAGGAAGAGAAAGAAAAACAGAAAAAAGAGCAGGAAGCCAGAGAUAAAGCCAUCCAGGCUGCUAGAGACAGACAAGCAGCUGCUGAGAAGGCAGAGAGAGAGAAGGAGAAGGUAGAGAGAGAGAAGAUGGAAAAAGAGAAAGCUGAGAAGGAGGACAAAGAAAAGGUUGAUAAAGAGAGUAAAGAUGCUGCUAACAAGGAUAAGACUCCAAGAGAUCAAAAGGCAACGAAGGAGAAAACGGACCCAGCAAUGAAAGACAAGGAAAAAGAAAAGGAAAAGGCUGAGAAAAAGCGAAAAGCAAAAUCCAAGAUUGUACGCAAAUCUAAAUUAGAACGUCAGGUGAGCACUGAUGAGCACAUUACUAAUAGGUAUGACUUGGGUCGAACUCUCGGAGAUGGAAACUUUGCUAUUGUGAGACAGUCUAAGUUAAAAGCAGGGGGAGGUGAAUAUGCCAUGAAAGUGAUAGACAAACCAAAACUGAAAGGCAAGGAGCACAUGGUGGAAAAUGAAAUAGAGAUCAUGAAGGAUUGUCACCAUCCCAAUAUUGUGAAGUUGUAUGAGGAAUACGAAACAUCAGACAAAAUCUACUUAGUCAUGGAACUUGUUAAGGGUGGAGAUUUGUUUGAUGCCAUCACUCAGAGUGUGAAAUUUGGAGAAGUGGACUCUGCUCACAUGGUCAAAGAUUUAUGUAAUGCUCUCUUCUACCUCCAUUCUCGCUCCAUAGUCCACCGAGACCUUAAGCCUGAGAACCUUCUGGUUCACCGAAACAAGGAUGGCUCUAUAUCACUGAAGCUGGCAGACUUUGGGUUAGCCAUGGAAGUAAAAGAACCUAUCUACACUGUGUGCGGAACACCAACUUAUGUAGCUCCAGAAAUCCUCUCCGAAAUCGGUUAUGGCUUGGAGGUAGACAUGUGGGCUGUUGGCGUAAUCACCUACAUCUUACUGUGUGGAUUUCCUCCCUUCCGAAGUCCAGACAGAAACCAGACAGAACUGUUUGAGUUCAUCAAAGCAGGGGAAUAUGAAUUCCUUAGUCCGUAUUGGGACAACAUCUCUCCUUAUGCCAAAGACCUGAUAGAGCACCUGUUGGUGGUGGACAAGAAGAAGCGUUAUACAGCCAUAGAAACACUCUCUCAUCCAUGGAUUUUAUGUAAUGGUGAUAUGUCGAGGCCACCGGACAGCUCGAAAAUGGAUGAUAUGAGGAAAACCUCACGAAAAGAAUUAGAACUGCAGGCAAAACAAAAUUAUGACUCUUAUCAGAAAGUCAGAGAGAAACGCAAGCUUGAACAAGGGUCGUGAUCUCGUGACAAAACCAUAGUAUCACCAUAGAAACACCAGCAGUGAUAUGUGGCCAUAGCAACACGAGUUUGUAGAAACCAUUGAUUUUCACUGUGCCAAUUUGCUGUCCAAAUUUAUAUUUGUAUACAAAGAAUGGAUAGCAAACUUAAUAUUUUCCAUUUUUAAACUUUUUUUUAAACUGACAUUCAAUUUUAUGAGUUUGAGAUUUGCAUCUAGUGUUGCAUUGAUUCCUGUUUUUGAAGUAUCUUUUUGUAAAUACAUUACGAUUGAUUUCCUAUAUAUUGAGCAAUUCAGGUCUGUGCUAAUUAUUGUUUUGUUGAAUUUGAUAUUUUUGUUUUGCAUGUCAAAUAUUUUAUUAUUUAAAUGUGGGCCUGUGAUAUACAUAGCUGUAUACAUGUUAUAGUGCGUACAAGGAGAUGGGUAAUUGUGUGGCGUCACUAACGACAUAUUAUGGUGUGAAUGGUUUGAUUUCAUCCACCUGCAAUGUACUUUAUUUUUUUAAAAAUUGACUUUAUAUCAUGAAACGGUUUUCAGGAUUUUAUAAACUCUGGAUUUUUGCAACUGCAAUUCUAAAUUGUUGAGCUCCAUAAUUUGCUGUAGUAUCUCCUAUUUUGAUACUUUUCAAACCUUGAACAAAAAUAUUGUAUCAGGGAUUUGUGAUAGAAACUCAGAAGUCAAAUGAAAAGUGUAUAUAAUGAAAAUUCAGGAAUUUUUUUAGAAUCUAAAACUUUCAUGGCAGAAAAAGAAAUUUUUUGAUGUCCGGAUCUGGAGUGUAGUACUGAUGAGUGUCUGUAAUAUAUCUACAUACAAUUGUAAUAUUUAUUUAUUAUGAAGAGAACUAUUCACAUACCUGGUUUUUCCAGAUUUUCCAGAAGUCUGAAUUGUUUUAUACAUGUAAAACCUGAUUAAGUCCGUCCAUAUUUUUACUUGUUACACGUUUGAUGUUUCAGCCAGUUGUUAUAUUUUUUUAUAACCUUUUCUUGUUUCUUUACUACCAAGUCAACAACAGAAUUCCAUUUUUUUCUUUAUGCAAUUACUGACCCAGAAAAUCCAACAGACAACAUUGCAUGAUCAGUUUAUAUUUAUGAGGCUUUAUUUUUGCUCGUCUCGCAAGAUUAUAAACUGGUGAAAAUGAAGGUGUCCGUUCCUUUACUACAUGCAUAUUUUUUUUAGUACAAUAUCAAUUGAUUGCAAAAAAUCCUUCUUACAUAUAAAUCAAUAUUGAUGAUCUUGUGAAUAUGGUCUCCAAAAAAUGUCCAGAACUACAGUAUACUUUAUAGAAGAUAUUUACAGUUUUUUAAUGUUACAUGUUUUUUUCAUGGAUGUUUUUAUAGUAUUUUUUUGUUUGCAUGCAAAAUCAAAGAGUUAUGUUUGAUAUCUACAUGAUGUACAGUGUACAUUUGUACUCUUAGUUAAACUUGAACUGUGAUAAGACUUCACAACCCUGUACAGAUUGAAUACCAGAUGUGAUGUAUUAACAUAUAUUCCAAUUUGUUAUUAUUAGUAUCAUGAAAUAUAUUAUCCUUGAAAACCACAAGAAAUGAGGAGCAUUGUAUAUCCAAUUUUCUAUAAAUAUUCUCAUGCCUGGUCUUUGUCAGUAUUUUGUGAUAAAUUGCAUUUUUUAUACAUUCAAAGUUCACUAUGUAAGACAGAGAAAAGAUCUGGAUUUAUUUUUAGUUAGGCAAGGGUAAAAAAGAAAUCAGACUUGCAUAUUUAAGGAAGUGGUAAAGUACUUCAUAGCUUUUAUAUAUUAUAUAUAAUUUAUAGAUAGAAAUGUGAUUCCAGCAUUAUUAACUUGUUUUCAUAUGUAUUAUCAUAAAUUAAGUACGUGUAAUUUGAUUUUUUUGAAAACAUUUUUUUUUUAGAUUAUUUCAAAACAAAAUGACAUUUUAUAUCACUUACACACUUUUAUAAAAUUAAUUCAGUUUUCCCCAGCAAUUUUUGGAAAGGGGAGGCAUUUUUGAUCAAGUAAAAUAUGUACACCAUAGAUAAAAUAAUCUUGGUUUGAAAUCACUAUAAUUUCAUAUGAAAUGAUGGAUUUAUUAAAUAUCUUUAGAGUAGGUUUUAUACUGAUAGCUUAAUUAAAGAUAAACUCAACCUUCAUAUGUAAAGUCAUUUCUUCAGUCAAGCAAUAACUGUUUUCUAUGAAAUAACUGAAAACCAACUAUUGUCGUUCUUCUUACAUUCCAUUAAUGUUAGUGGAUGCUAACUUUCUGUUAUAUGUAUAUUUCAUGUUACGAAAUAAAUCCGCUAUAGAUCAU
Ostrea edulis (European flat oyster) is the source of this 5631-nucleotide messenger RNA. Its product is annotated as serine/threonine-protein kinase DCLK2-like. NCBI's taxonomy places the organism in Eukaryota, Metazoa, Mollusca, Bivalvia, Ostreida, Ostreidae. Gene Ontology annotation, biological process: protein phosphorylation; intracellular signal transduction. The record is from RefSeq and is a predicted model, not a curated record. Gene Ontology annotation, molecular function: protein kinase activity; ATP binding. The coding region runs from base 641 to 3370 and encodes 909 amino acids. The transcript is spliced from 9 exons.